ACCUUAAAUGAUUUCUGCUAUCAUUUUUUGAAUUGUUGUGUUAUUACUGUUCGUGUUAGUUUUAAAGGAAAUCGCUACAUCGGACUGAAAAAAAAAUCAAAGGAUAACAUUCCAUUAUGGUACAUUACUGGGAACAAUGAAAGAUGCAUAUGUACUAGCACACAUUAUUGCCGCAUUAAUUUCUCUUCAAUUUCGAAUUGGAUUUGCAUUAUCAAACUACAAAUUCCCUGCUAAUUUCAAAUUUGGAGCAGCUACCGCAGCCUACCCCAUUGAGGGUGCUUGGAAUGUAGACGGAAAAGGACCCAGCUUAUGGGAUAACAUCACUCACGCGGUCCCAAGUAUCAUUGUAGAUGGAAAGAAUGGAGAUAUAGCUUGCGAUUCCUAUCACCGAUACACUGAGGAUAUUCCAUUGUUUGCGGAUAUCGGACUUAAUUUCUACAAGUUCAGCUUUUCCUGGCCAAGGAUUCUCCCCAAAGGUACCAUCGAAUGUAUCAACCAGAAAGGAAUAGACUAUUACAAUAAACUGAUCGACCUAAUUAUAAGCAAAGGGUUAGAACCUCAAGCGGUUGCAUUCCACUAUGAUUUACCGUAUGAAUUGGUGAAGGGGGGAGGAUUUAGCAACGACUCCACCGUGGACCACUUCGUGGACUACACCGAUUUACUCUUUAAAACCUUCGGAGACCGUGUUAAAUUCUGGGUUACAAUAAAUGAAGGUCAUACACUUUGUAAAAUCAUAGUGGAAGAUACUCUACACCGGGUUGUUCCUCAAAAUCUGGGUUUUAAAGAAUACGAAUGUGGUCAUAAUUUAAUUAAAGCUCACGCCCGGGCAUAUCGCAACUACGAGAAAAACUACAAGGCUACUCAAAAAGGUAAGGUGGGUAUGGAGUACAGUAUAUAUUGGUACCUCCCAGCAACAAAUUCUGAAGCCGACAAAAAGGCUGCUGAGCGAGCUAGAGCAUUUGUGUUUGAGUGGUUUGCUCAUCCAGUAAUAAAAGGCGACUACCCUCCAAUCCUCAUUAACCAGGUUGGCAACUUAAGUCAACAAGAAGGAAGAAAUGUAUCAAGAUUACCUCGGUAUUCCACCGUGGAAAUCGAGAACAUUAAAGGAACCUACGAUUUCGUUGGGGUUAAUGCAUUCAGGACGUUUUUUGCAAGUGAUCUCAGCGGCCAAAAUCUAUCUCUCAGUUUUCAGAACGAUAUGAGAGUGAAGGAAACUACAAACUCCUCUCUCGAUAUGUCUUCACUUUAUAUUUCUUCACCAAGAACAUUUAGGGAUUCUAUAGUUUACGCUAGCAACUACUGCAACGGCUGCGAAAUCGUCUUGACGAAACACGGAUUUAAUACUCCAAAUGAGACUCUAGAUGAUACUGCUCGUAUGACCUUUAUGCAGAAUUAUAUGGAGGAGGUGCUUAUGGCAAUUAACGAAGACAACGUAUAUGUCACCGCUUAUACCAGCUAAACUUGGAUUAAUUCAAGUGGAUUUUGCUUCAAGAAAUCUUACCAGAACACCAAGACGGUCUUCACAGUACUAUAAGAAUAUUAUACAGACAAGAAGUUUAACGCAGUUUAAGUUCUAAUGAAAAAACAUACCGGCAACAUUUUUUAUUAAAUUUUAUCAAUUUCGAUAGUUAAUUUGCUAGUUUUCAGCGAAUAAUACUUAUAUUGCCUAGCAGAAGCAAAACUGAAAGAAUUAAAUGAU
Messenger RNA from Cylas formicarius (sweet potato weevil), 1699 nucleotides. Its product is annotated as myrosinase 1-like. The record is from RefSeq and is a predicted model, not a curated record. NCBI's taxonomy places the organism in Eukaryota, Metazoa, Arthropoda, Insecta, Coleoptera, Brentidae. The transcript has 9 exons. Bases 137 to 1459 code for a protein of 440 amino acids. Gene Ontology annotation, biological process: carbohydrate metabolic process. Gene Ontology annotation, molecular function: beta-glucosidase activity.